Lactuca sativa (garden lettuce) is the source of this 1582-nucleotide messenger RNA. Its product is annotated as F-box protein CPR1. Gene Ontology annotation, molecular function: protein binding. The record is from RefSeq and is a predicted model, not a curated record. NCBI's taxonomy places the organism in Eukaryota, Viridiplantae, Streptophyta, Magnoliopsida, Asterales, Asteraceae.
UCUCCUCCUCAAAUCUUCCCUUUCACACAAUUUUCAUACAACACUCACACGACCUUUUAACAUUAUAAAGACCCUGGAAAUUCAUAUCCCAGCACCCAAAACAUCAAAAUGUCAGACCAAAUACCUUUCCAUAUACAGGAGGACAUCAUCAAAAGACUUCCUGUAAAACCAUUGAUUCAGUUUAGAUCUGUCUCAAAAGCAUGGAAAUCUUUGAUUGACAGCUCUGAGUUUAUUGCAGCUCACAGUGCCCUCCACACUCAUCCACAACAUCUGCUUGUAAAAUACGAAGAUUUGGUAGAAACUGAAGAUAAAUAUGUUUCUUUUAUAGAUGAUGAGAGUUUGCUUCAACAGAGGUUUGUUCCCUUUGUUCCAUUGUCGGUUAAGUCACUUAAAGAGUCAAUAAUAGUCGGUAGUGAUCAUGGAUUAUUGUGCUUGUAUGGUUUUCAUUGGGGCCCAGGGAAUUCUCAUAGAAACCUUAAUUAUUCCUCGACUGUUCUUUGGAACCCUUCGGUUAGGAAAUCGAUUGUUGUUGAUAUGCCUUAUAUAUUGUGUUCAGGCGAAGAAACAAGGGUUGGUUUUGGGGUUUGUCCUAUCACUAAUGACCCCAAGAUUGUAGAGAUUACAGAACUUCGUUUUUGGGUUGAUAAGGAAAGUGAAAUUAGCAAACCAUGGAAAGUAAAGGUCUAUACGUUGAGCUCAGGAAAAUGGAGAAAUGUAUCUAGCAAUCUGCCAAAUAGAUCAAUUCGAGUUAGAUGGUCGCAGGUAGUUAUUGACAGGUUUAUCUAUUGGCGUGCUUUCCAAAAGUCGACUAUACAUACUCGUAAUCUAAUCAUAUCAUUUGACAUUACUGAUGAGAAUUUUAGAGUGGUUGACCUCCCUGAUAGUUUAGCUGAGCACUCUCAAACAGAGUUAUCGGUUUGUAAGCUAAGGGAGAGUCUUGCCAUGCUUCAAUAUCGUACAGACAUAGGUAAACAUGUUUGUGUUGUUUGGAUGAUGGAGCAUGGUGUUCAAAGAUCGUUUACAAAACUCUUCAGCAUUAGUGCCCCACAUGGGUCGAUGACAAUAUUGGGAUUUAGGAAGAGUGGCCAACCCAUAAUUGAAGUGAAAGAUGAUCUUUCUGAAUUGAGUGACCUUGCUGUAUAUGAGCCCAAUUCGGAAGUGCAGAUCAAUGAUCUUGAAAUUUGCGGAAGAAACAAUUUGUUCUCUGUGAAUUCUUACAUGGAAACAUUACUUUUGCUGGUUUAGUCAAAUUGCGGUAGUUUUUGACCUAAAUCAAGGAUUAGGAUAAUGAACGCAUUGCAAUGUCAUGACUGUUGGAGCAGGCAAUUGAGGAUGAUGAUAUCGGCAAAAUAUUGAAGUGGAUAAAAAGUUAAUGCAACGCAUUACAUUGGUGUUCUGUGCGAUAAAUGUCUCUGACAUUAAUGAUGAUAGAUCUCACAUUUUUGUGAGCAUUAUGCACACUUAUGUUGUUUAGAGUGGAUUAUGAAUGUUUUGUUAACGAAACUGAUUCAAGCUUUUCCCACUGAAAGGAAUUUACCCCAACCUACAACUCCUUAAUAUUAAAAACAUUAUCGUUAAUAUU